GCAGAGGCAGAGGCAGAGGCAGAGAAAGUGAAAAGAGAAGAGUCCUCCAUAGACCAGUCACUGGGCUGGCAGCAAAGAGGUAGAGAGCUACAUCAAGAUUAUCCGCCAUUGUUCCCUCCCUUCUCCCCAAAACGACAACCAUUCUCUGCCAACACCGAACCCUUUCUCCCCUCUCUCUCCAUUCGGCCAUCUCUUAAAAUAAUUUCUCCCCACAAUUUCUUCCUCCUCUUGGGAAAGCUCGACCAUGGCGGAGUUAGGCGGAGGAGGAGGUGGGCGACAGCAAGUCUGGGUUUCUCCCAAUUCGUCGGUGGUGGUGGAGGCUUGGAGAGGGAUAGUCAAUUGGCUUGGUUUCCUCUUGCAACUAUGCAUUCAAAUCCUCAGAGGAACCCCAUCAGUGGCCCAAAUGUUGCUCUCUUAUGUUGGGUUCAGUCAAUCGCUACUCCCAGCUGCUUCUCCUUCUCGCGACGCUUCUUCUACUCCUCUUCCUCAUCGCUCUUUCAAGCGAUUGCCCGUCGUCGAAGUUCCCUUGCAGGAGACCGAUAUGUCUCCGCCGGCUGCCGGCCGAAUUUCCGCCCGGGCCGACCUCGGCGAAGGCGACGGUGCUACCAUUGGCGAUCGCCAAUUAGAGAAGCUUACAGUGGUUCUUGACUUGGACGAAACGCUGGUUUCUGCAUACGAAAAGUCUAACCUGCCACCAAAUCUUCGAACUCGAGCUAUAGAAGCUGGACUGAAGUGGUUUGAAAUCGAAUGUAUCUCGGAUAAGGAAAUUGAAGGUAGGAAGAAGAUCAACUACGUUACAGUGUUUGAGCGCCCCGGUUUGCAAGAGUUCUUGACACGAGUUGGCGAAUUCGCCCAUCUGGUUUUGUUCACGGCUGGUCUAGAAGGCUAUGCAAGGCCUCUUGUUGACAAGAUAGACAUUGAGAAUCGUUUCUGCCUAAGACUUUACAGACCUUCAACUGUCAGCACGGAGCACAAAGAACACGUAAAGGAUCUGUUAUGCGUAUCGAAGAACCUGCGUCGAAUUGUGAUUGUGGACAACAAUCCGUUUAGUUUCCUGCUCCAGCCAUUGAAUGGGAUCCCGUGCGUUCCUUUCUCUGCAGGACAGCCUUACGAUCAUCAGCUUCUGGAAGUGGUGCUCCCCAUGCUGAGGCAACUGUCGUAUCAGAAGGACGUUAGACCAUCGCUUUACCAGAUGUUCCACAUGCCAGAGUGGUUCCAAAUGCAUGGGAUUCCUACUGCGUUGACGUGAGAUCGCCAGACAAGCUACUUUUUGUUCGGGAGUCCAUGAUUCUUUACCAGCGGGAUUAGGGUUGGCAUUUAUUUAUGAGUUGUGGUACCCUUCCACGAUGUUUUUCUAAUGGUGAAUCUGUGAAUGAAUGUUGGCUAGACUGCGAAACUGGCCUUGAGGGGUUAAAGAUGUUAUAGCAAGGUUGUAAGAGGGGCCAGUAGGGGGUUACAAGGGUUUGGGGCGACUUCCGUUCCUUUUCAUGGUUCCGUUCAGUGCAGCGGCCACUUUCUGGGGAGCAAUUCUUGGCCACUGUCGAAUUCCCACAGCACUUUGUAGAAGCAAACCAACAGAUAUCAAUUUUUAUCAAGCUUAUUGCAUCUUCAAAAUUAGUUCGAAACUGAGCCCGUACAUGAGCCAAUCACGACGAAAUCCAUCAAUCGAAAGGAAGAA
Messenger RNA from Linum tenue, 1678 nucleotides. The record is from the annotation of a GenBank genome assembly. NCBI's taxonomy places the organism in Eukaryota, Viridiplantae, Streptophyta, Magnoliopsida, Malpighiales, Linaceae.